AUGCCGGCUUUCCAAUCCGGGCAGGAGACCAGGCGUUCCAACACGCAAAUUAAAGAGCUCGGUCGUGUCACCACGCCAACGGGCAAUGGAACCAAGUUGCUGACAUACAACAUCACCACAGCCAGCCCCGGCGAACUGUCGGCGUCCACCACUUCCGUGACGUGGGUCAAGUCCGACCAGGACGGUGACUUCAUCACCCAAGGGGAGGACGGCUCCUUUGUUUUUGAGAACGUUGUCACCGGGAACAAGACGACUUUCUUGUCGGCCGACAAGAUUCCUGCCGACUACCAUGACUACCAAAUCUCGCCGGACCGCUCCAAGGUGCUCUGGGCCGUCAACUACACCAAGCAAUAUCGGCAUUCGUACUUCGCAGCCUACCUAGUGCAGGACGUUGCAACUGGGCAAACCGAACCCCUCGUGGGGGACUUCAAGGGUGACAUCCAGUACGCCACCUGGAACCCUGCAUCGUCAUCGCAGAUUGCCUUUGUUCAGGGGAACAAUCUCUUCAUCUGGGACCAGGGCAAAACGAGCCAGAUCACCAACAACGGCGGGCCAGAUAUGUUCAACGCAGUUCCCGAUUGGGUCUACGAGGAGGAGAUUUUCGGUACCAACCAUGCCCUGUGGUACUCGCCCGAUGGACAAUACAUUGCCUUCCUGAGCUUCAACGAGACGGGUGUCCAGACCUUCACCAUUCCCUACUUCAUGGACAACCAGAACGUGCCCCCGUCCUACCCGCGCGAGCUCAAGCUGCGUUAUCCAAAGGUUGGAACAAAGAACCCCACCGUGGCUCUCAAUCUUUUCGAUGUCAAGUCGAAAUCCCUCGCCCCGGUGCCCAUCGAUGCCUGGCCUGCAGACGAGCUGAUCGUCGGUGAAGUCGCCUGGGUAACGGACGGCCACGACAAGCUCAUCUACAGGACUUUCAAUCGAGUGCAGGAUCAUGAGAAGCUGAUGCUCGUUGACACUAAGACCAAGACAUCGACCGUCACGCGAGAGCGCGACGGCUCCGACGGAUGGCUGGACAACAACCAGGCAAUUACUUACAUUGGCCAAGUCAAACGGAAAUCCGACCGAGAGGAGCGCAGCAAGAACCAUGACAAGUACUAUCUUGACCUGUCAGACGCCUCUGGCUGGAACCACCUCUACCUCUUCACCCUCGACGGCCGCUCCAAUAUCACCCUCACCUCGGGCUCUUGGGAGGUCGCCUCCAUCCUCAAGGUUGACACAGCUCGUGGCCUGGUCUACUACACCUCUACCGAGUCCCAUCCCACCGAGCGUCAUGUGUAUUCCGUCUCCUUCAUCACCGGCAAAAAGACACCCCUCGUCGACCCCUCCAUCCCCGCCGUCUGGUCCGCCUCCUUCUCCUCCCAAGGCGGGUACUUCAUCCUACGCUACGCCGGCCCGGACGUACCCUAUCAAGAACUCUACUCCAUCACCAACACAACCACUCCGCUCCGCACCAUUAACGCCAACGCCAAACUCCACGCCGCCCUCCAAUCCUACCACCUCCCCAACAUCACCUACCUCGAUAUCCCCCACCCAUCCGGCUUCAACCUGAGCGCCAUGCUCCGCCUCCCAGCGUCCUUCGACCCUUUCAAGAGAUAUCCGGUCUUGCUCACCCCCUAUGGCGGCCCCGGCGCGCAGGAAGUUAACAAGGCCUUCAAGCCACUCAACUGGAACGCGUACAUCGCGUCGGACCCGGAACUCGAAUACAUCACGCUGACGGUCGACAACCGUGGGACGGGCUACCGCGGGCGGGCGUUCCGGUCGGCGGUGGCGGGCCGUUUGGGGGAGUUGGAGGCGCAGGACCAGAUAUGGGCUGCGAAGUGGCUUGCAGAGCAGAGUUCGUGGGUAGAUCGGGAGAGGAUCGGGAUUUGGGGGUGGAGUUAUGGUGGGUAUUUGACGGCUAAGGUCGUUGAGGUUGGGGAUGAGGCGAUUGCGUUUGGGCUGGCGACGGCGCCGGUGGCGGAUUGGAGGCUUUAUGAUAGCAUGUAUACGGAGAGGUACAUGAAGACACCCGAGUUGAAUGGAGAGGGAUACAAUAAGUCGGCGGUGAGGGGGGUGGAUGGGUUUAAGGGGUUGAGGGGCGGUUUCUUGGUUCAGCACGGCACCGGAGAUGACAACGUCCACUUCCAGAAUGCUGCGGCUUUCGGAGAUUUGUUGAUGGGCGGCAGAGUUGGGCCGGAGAAGUUGGAGGUGACGUUCUUCACGGACUCGGACCACAGCAUUCGGUACAAUGGGCAGAAUGCGUUUGUGUACAAGCAGCUGACCAAGAAGCUGUUCGAGGAGAAGAACAGGGUGGCUGCGGAGGGCCAUCAAUGGAGCAAGAGGGGGAAAGGGAGAUCUUGGAGGGGUUGA
Messenger RNA from Parathielavia appendiculata, 2355 nucleotides. RefSeq lists its product as uncharacterized. The coding region runs from base 1 to 2355 and encodes 784 amino acids. Gene Ontology annotation, cellular component: plasma membrane. The transcript has 3 exons. Gene Ontology annotation, molecular function: dipeptidyl-peptidase activity; serine-type peptidase activity. The record is from RefSeq and is a predicted model, not a curated record. Lineage: Eukaryota; Fungi; Ascomycota; Sordariomycetes; Sordariales; Chaetomiaceae. Gene Ontology annotation, biological process: proteolysis.